Sciurus carolinensis (gray squirrel) is the source of this 2905-nucleotide messenger RNA. It is a transcript of the gene Rbm39, whose product is annotated as RNA binding motif protein 39. NCBI's taxonomy places the organism in Eukaryota, Metazoa, Chordata, Mammalia, Rodentia, Sciuridae. The record is from RefSeq and is a predicted model, not a curated record. Gene Ontology annotation, cellular component: nucleus. Gene Ontology annotation, biological process: mRNA processing. The coding region runs from base 905 to 2026 and encodes 373 amino acids. Gene Ontology annotation, molecular function: RNA binding. The transcript has 18 exons.
GUGUGUUAGUGAAUGUGAGUACGGGGAAGCAUCGGCCGCCAUUUCAGGGAGCUUGCCGACGCUGUCGCAGGGGUGGAUCCUGUGCUGCCGAAGCCGCCGUCCUGCUCCUACGUACGGGCUCUUCUAAUCCCAUUGUUUCUUUUAGAUUCGCUCGGGCCUAGUCGCCCUCGGAGCCCGAUAUACGGGCUGGGCGGUACCGCGGCCUGGGCCUAGGGGCUUAACAGUAGCAACAGCGGCAGCGGCGGCGGCGGCAGCAGCAGCAGCAGCAGCCGCAGCAGUAGCAGCAGUAGCAGCGCAGCGGACUCGGGACAAGUACUACAGGCGCCCCAAAGCCCGCAUAGGCGUUUAGAGAAAAUGGCAGACGAUAUUGAUAUUGAAGCAAUGCUUGAGGCUCCUUACAAGAAGACUUGCCUAACGAUAUCUCACCUCUACUCCCAUGAAUUCACCUUUGAUUCCAGUGUGAACUGUCAAUCAUAAGGAUGAGAACAAGUUGAGCAGUGCUAACGGCCAUGAAGAACGUAGCAAAAAACAAAGUUUCUGCCUCCUUGGAAAGCUCUACAUCUCCUUGUGAUUGGAGUGUGGGUUUCAAGAUUCCAGAAGGAGGAAAAAAAGCAAGAGCAGAAGUCGCAGUCAUGAACGAAAACGAAGCAAAAGUAAGGAACGAAAGCGAAGUAGAGAUAGAGAAAGGAAAAAGAGCAAAAGUCGGGAACGGAAGCGAAGUAGAAGCAAAGAAAGGAGACGAAGCCGCUCAAGAAGUCGAGAUCGAAGAUUCCGAGGACGCUACAGAAGUCCCUACAGACGACGUUCCCGAAGCAAAAGUCCAUUCAGAAAAGACAAGAGUCCUGUGAGGGAACCUAUUGAUAAUCUAACUCCUGAAGAAAGAGAUGCAAGAACAGUUUUCUGCAUGCAGUUGGCAGCAAGAAUUCGACCAAGAGAUUUGGAAGAGUUUUUCUCCACAGUAGGAAAGGUUCGAGAUGUGAGGAUGAUCUCUGAUAGAAAUUCAAGACGUUCCAAAGGAAUUGCUUAUGUGGAGUUUGUUGACGUUAGCUCAGUGCCUCUAGCAAUAGGAUUAACUGGCCAGCGAGUUUUAGGAGUGCCGAUCAUAGUACAGGCAUCACAGGCAGAAAAAAACAGAGCUGCAGCAAUGGCAAACAAUUUACAAAAGGGAAGUGCAGGACCUAUGAGACUUUAUGUGGGCUCAUUACACUUUAACAUAACUGAAGAUAUGCUUCGCGGGAUUUUUGAGCCUUUUGGAAGAAUUGAAAGUAUCCAGCUUAUGAUGGAUAGUGAAACAGGUCGUUCUAAGGGUUAUGGAUUUAUUACAUUUUCUGACUCAGAAUGUGCCAAAAAGGCUUUGGAACAACUUAAUGGAUUUGAACUAGCAGGAAGGCCAAUGAAAGUUGGUCAUGUUACUGAACGUACUGAUGCAUCCAGUGCUAGUUCAUUUUUGGACAGUGACGAACUGGAAAGGACUGGAAUUGACCUGGGAACAACUGGUCGUCUCCAAUUAAUGGCAAGACUUGCUGAGGGUACAGGUUUGCAGAUUCCACCAGCAGCCCAGCAGGCUUUACAAAUGAGUGGCUCUUUGGCAUUUGGUGCUGUGGCAGAAUUCUCUUUUGUUAUAGAUUUGCAAACACGACUUUCCCAACAGACUGAAGCUUCAGCUUUAGCUGCAGCUGCCUCUGUUCAACCACUUGCAACACAGUGUUUCCAACUCUCUAACAUGUUUAACCCUCAAACAGAAGAAGAAGUUGGAUGGGAUACAGAGAUUAAGGAUGAUGUGAUUGAAGAAUGUAAUAAACAUGGUGGAGUCAUCCAUAUUUAUGUUGACAAGAAUUCCGCUCAGGGCAAUGUGUAUGUGAAGUGCCCGUCAAUUGCUGCAGCUAUUGCUGCCGUCAAUGCAUUGCAUGGCAGGUGGUUUGCUGGUAAAAUGAUAACAGCAGCCUAUGUACCUCUUCCAACUUACCACAACCUCUUCCCUGAUUCUAUGACAGCAACACAACUACUGGUUCCAAGUAGACGAUGAAGGAAGAUAUAGUCCCUUAUGUACAUAGCUUUUUUUUUUUUUUUUCUUGAGAAUUCAUCUUGAGUUAUCUUUUAUUUAGAUAAAAAUAAAGAGGCAAGGGUCUACUGUCAUUUGUAUACAAUUCCUGUUACCUUGAAAAAAUAAAAAUGUUAACAGGAAUGCAGUGUGCUCAUUCUCCCUAACUAGCAAAUCCCACUGUAUACAAAGCUGUUCUCGUUCUGCCUUUUAAAAUGUUCAUGUAGAAAAUUAUAUUAAGGAUCUAUAGGAAUAGCUCUAGGGGAACAAAUGUGCUUUCUGUACAAAGGCAGACAGGUAUGUAAUGAUGUUUUUAAUGUUUCAGAAGCCUAACUUUUUACACAGGUUACAUUUCACAUUUCACUAAUGUUGAUAUUUGACUCAUGGUUUAGCAGAGGUUUCUGGAAUACACAUUUAGUGUAUGGGAAUUCAAGCCAGGUAAAGGGCUGUUUGGCUAGCAUCUCAUCUUGCAUUUUGAUCAUUUGGCAAGAAAGGGAGAUUUCAAAAUUAUAUUUCUUGAUGGUAACUUUUCAAUUAAUGUAUCUGUAAAAGUUUCUUUGUAAAUAUUAUGUGUUCUGGUGUGUCUUAAGAUUCCAAACAAAAUGAUCACUGCAUUUCCUGAAGAUGUUUAGUUAAGAGUCUGGUAAGGCAAAGAAGUCUCAGCAAGAAAUAGGAAAUGCAGAAAUAGGUUUUGUCUGGUUGCAUAUAAUCUUUGCUCUUUUUAAGCUCUGUGAGCUCUGAAAUAUAUUUUUGGGUUACUUCAGUGUGUUUGACAAGACAGCUUGAUAUUUCUAUCAAACAAAUGACUUUCAUAUUGCAACAAUCUUUGUAAGAACCACUCAAAUAAAAUUCUCUUAAAAAGGC